Trifolium pratense (red clover) is the source of this 1347-nucleotide messenger RNA. RefSeq names its product peroxisomal 2,4-dienoyl-CoA reductase [(3E)-enoyl-CoA-producing]-like. Gene Ontology annotation, molecular function: 2,4-dienoyl-CoA reductase (NADPH) activity. NCBI's taxonomy places the organism in Eukaryota, Viridiplantae, Streptophyta, Magnoliopsida, Fabales, Fabaceae. Bases 105 to 1010 code for a protein of 301 amino acids. Gene Ontology annotation, biological process: fatty acid catabolic process. The record is from RefSeq and is a predicted model, not a curated record. The transcript is spliced from 4 exons.
CAACAAAACAAACAAAAAACUCAUAAUUGGAACGGCAGAGUAAGUCAGAUCACAGACCAAACAACGUCAACGCGCGGUGGUUCUGAAUUAACCUCCGUCCAAACAUGGCUGCUUCAACGGAAUCACCAUUCAAAUCAAACAUAUUGAAAGGUAAAGUAGCUUUGAUUACAGGUGGAGCAUCGGGAAUUGGAUUCGAAAUAUCAACACAAUUCGGUAAACAUGGUGCCUCUGUUGCUCUCAUGGGUCGUCGUAAACAAGUUCUUCAAUCUGCUGUUUCUGUUCUCCAAUCACUUUCAAUCCCAGCCGUUGCUUUUGAGGGUGAUGUUAGGAAACAAGAUGAUGCUGCCAGAGUUCUUGAAUCUACUUUCAAGCAUUUUGGAAAGAUUGAUAUCCUUGUUAAUGCUGCUGCUGGUAAUUUUCUAGCUGCUGCUGAGGAUCUCUCCCCGAAUGGCUUUCGAACAGUUUUGGAUAUCGAUUCUGUUGGCACAUUCACUAUGUGCCAUGAAGCACUUAAAUAUCUCAAGAAAGGGGGGCCAGGAAGGAGCUCUUCUAGUGGAGGGGCAAUAAUAAACAUUAGUGCUACCUUACAUUAUACAGCUUCUUGGUAUCAAAUUCACGUAUCUGCAGCAAAGGCAGCUGUUGAUGCCACUACAAGAAACUUGGCACUGGAAUGGGGAGCAGAUUAUGAUAUUAGAGUCAAUGGGAUUGCACCAGGUCCAAUAAGUGGCACACCUGGCAUGAGUAAACUUGCUCCUGAAGAAAUAAGUAGUAAAGCCAGAGAUGAGAUGCCUCUAUAUAAACUCGGGGAGAAGUGGGAUAUUGCAAUGGCUGCUCUCUACUUAGUAUCAGAUGCAGGAAAAUUCAUCAAUGGCGACACUAUGAUAGUUGAUGGAGGACUUUGGCUGAGCCGGCCUCGUCAUUUACCGAAAGAGGCAGUAAGGCAAGUAUCGCGAACGGUAGAAAAAAGAUCCAGAAAUGAACCAAUUGGUGUUCCAAAAAGCAAGCUAUGAGCCAGCAGAUUCAGUAUUAGCCCCUCGACACUGCAGGGGAUUACUUCCAAUAUGGCAUUCUUAUACAAUAUGAUGAUUUAAAGUCGCGGCUACAUCCAACAGAAAAUAAAAAGGCCAUGGCUAGCAUGAAUCCCAUGAUUGUGUCUUGUACUAUGUGUGCUUAUUGAAACUGUAAGAAAAUUCAGCUGUAAUUUUGAACGUGAUAUGUGGCUAGCUAGUGCCCAAGUUCACAUAAAGAAGUUACCUUCAAAAGGACAGCAUAAACCCAACCAUGAAAGUUGGUUCAUUAGAUUUAGGGUUCUUUUGGAUUUUGUUUAAUAAAAACAUUUUAUUAAAA